This is a messenger RNA of Dothidotthia symphoricarpi CBS 119687, 1955 nucleotides long. Its product is annotated as branched-chain-amino-acid aminotransferas-like protein. Gene Ontology annotation, molecular function: branched-chain-amino-acid:2-oxoglutarate transaminase activity. Gene Ontology annotation, cellular component: mitochondrion. NCBI's taxonomy places the organism in Eukaryota, Fungi, Ascomycota, Dothideomycetes, Pleosporales, Dothidotthiaceae. The transcript has a single exon. The coding region runs from base 415 to 1761 and encodes 448 amino acids. The record is from RefSeq and is a predicted model, not a curated record. Gene Ontology annotation, biological process: L-valine biosynthetic process; L-leucine biosynthetic process.
GAAAAUUUCGUCAUGUUGGCAUUUUGCCCCAGAUAACAUCGAAACUCUGCACAUUGAUUUGAGGGCGUGAUUGCCCAAUCGCCUUAAGCCGAUAUUGAAGAGGUUGAAAAUUCUCUGCUCAGGGUUCAGACGACCUCAAUCCUUCUACACACGCUCACAGGAAAACACCUAAGCUUACCGCGGUACUCCGUAAUGCUAACGUAGGGCUGAGCGAGGAUCCGUCCAUCGGUUCGCCGCGCGUGAUAACAAAGCAUGACUCUUCUCUGUAAAACUAGGUACAUAUAAAGGUCCUCCCUGCAUCUCCUCCUUCUCACUUGACAUUGAAUAUCAACAACCCUUUCUGGCUCAUCGCAUACCUACCAUCUCACCACACAGACACCGCCUUGUACUAUUGUACAUCACAGCACAGCAACAAUGUCUCCCGUUGCCAUCACCCCUCCAAAUGAGGGCGAGAAGGUCUCCGACCUCACAAGCCAAGGCAUCAAACAUGCCUUAGAGAAAUCCGCCCCCUCGCAAUUAAAAUCAGCGUCGAUGACAGGCUCCAUCACCGUCACGCCGCCAUCAGAGCCAUCAUCCGGGUCAAAAGAAGCCGUUGACGCCCCUCUCGCUGAAUUGGAUGCUUCCCGCGUUCAAUGUACAUACUCAGAUUCCCCUCGCGCCGUUCCCGCCGUAGGUUCUCCAGAAAUGGCGUCCCAAAAGGUCUGCACCGACCACAUGAUCCAAGCCCGGUGGACCGUAGAAUCUGGCUGGGACGCACCAACGCUGCAACCAUUCGGCCCCAUCUCCCUUGCGCCAACAGCAUCUUGCCUCCACUACGCAACCGAGUGUUUCGAAGGAAUGAAGUUGUACCGCGGUUACGACGGCAAACUACGCUUGUUCCGUCCAGAACUAAACUGCAACCGCAUGCUCAUGUCCACCAACCGCAUUGCUCUUCCCGCCUUCCCGCCUAAGGAGCUUCUCAAGUUGAUUGUCAAGCUGUGUGCUACAGAUGGAAAGAAGUGGUUGCCGAAAGAUCGACCAGGGAGCUUCUUGUACAUCCGCCCCACGAUGAUCGCCUCUGACCCCGCACUCGGUGUCGAACGACCAAAGGAAGCCCUUCUCAUGGUGAUCCUGUGCUGCUUUGCCCCCAUGGGCGACAUGAGCGGUGGAAUCAAGCUUCUCGCUUCGCAAGACGACACAUGUCGCGCGUGGCCUGGAGGUUUCGGGUACGCCAAGGUCGGUGCAAACUACGGACCCAGUCUAGUUGCUCAAGGAGAAGCAAGGAAACGCGGGUACCACCAGAUUCUCUGGCUUUUCGGCGAGGACUGCACAGUCACAGAAGCCGGAGCGAGCAACUUCUUCAUCGUGUGGCGCACAAAGGAGGGCAAGUUGCAGCUUGUCACCGCGGACUUGAACGAGAAGAUCGUUUUGGAUGGUGUGACUCGCCGCUCAAUCCUGGAGCUUACACGCGCGAAACUCACAGCUCCAUCCUCCGAUUCUGAUCUUGAGCCCCUGGAGAUUGUGGAGCGAAAGUUCAACAUCUUCGAGGUUGAGGAGGCAGCCAAGGAGGGUCGUAUUGUAGAAGCUUUCGCUGCGGGGACCGCGUGGUUUGUUGCGCCGAUCAGCCAGAUUCACUUCCGCGGCAAGGAUAUUGACAUUCCGAUGGUGAAGGGCGACGUUGGAGCUUAUGCUAGCAUAGUGAGGAGUUGGUUGAAGGGGAUCAUGUGGGGUCAAGAUGGCAUGGAGAGCCACGAGUGGGGCCACGUGAUUGAGGAGCAAUAAAAGAUCGAGAGAGAUACUGGGUAGUAAAAUUGGGAGAGGAGUUGAUGGCAUGAUCUCAUACCCGAGAUCUAGGGAGUACUCUGGAGACUCCGUGGCCAGUCUUUGCAUUUAGUUGAUGGAUUUGCGGAGUUUAUGGAGUCUAGAUGUUUCGAAGAGACGAGCAAGUAUAGAUGCCCAAAAGCAUAACUAUUGUG